AUGAACCCGUCGUACCCGUCUCUAGGACUGCCUUCCAGUGGCAUGCCGCCUCCUCCAGGAGGAGCUCCCCGUGCUCAGCGACCUGGUACCAGUGGCAAUCCAAACUACUUUACUGACAAAAAGAAGGGCGAAGUGAACGAGCUCAAGAAUCUCCUGCGGGAGGUGACGGUCGAGAAGGAUGUGAAGCGCAAGCGCGAGAUCAUCAAGAAGGUCAUCGCCUACAUGACGCUGGGCAUUGACGUCUCGCGUCUCUUCAGUGAGAUGGUGCUCUGUGUCGACACAAAGGACCUCAUUUCCAAGAAAAUGGUGUAUCUCUACCUCACAAACUACGCGCAGAAGAACUCGGAGCUUGCCAUUAUGUGCAUCAACACGCUUCUGAAUGACUGUCGCAAUGAAGAUCCAAUGGUGCGCGGCCUCGCGUUGCGGUCGCUGUGCUCGCUCCGGCUGGAUUCCAUCCUUGAGUACAUCCACGAUCCGUUGCAGGCAUCGCUCACGGACACGAGCGCGUAUGUCCGAAAGACGGGUGUCAUUGGCAUCUUGAAGGUCUACUCGCUGAAUCCGGAGCUGAUUAAGGAGAGUGACAUGAUCGACACGCUGUACAACAUGAUCCGCGAUCGUGACCCGCAAGUGGUUUCCAACUGUUUAGUUGCGCUGAACGAGAUCAUGGCGGACGAAGGCGGCAUUGCGAUCAAUCAGCCUAUUGUGAUGCACUUGCUCGGUCGCAUUACGGACUUUAACGAGUGGGGGCAGUGCAAUAUCUUGCAGAUUGUCGCAAAGUACAAAGCCGGUGGACCGGAUGAGGUAUUCACGAUCAUGAACACGCUGGAGCAGUGUCUGCGCGUCUCGAGCAGCGCUGUCGUGCUGGGUACGGCCAAGUGCUUUUUUAAUCUCACGCAGACUCGUGGGAUGGAACAGAUCCAAGACCAAGUAUUUGAACGCAUGCGACAACCCUUGCUUACGUUGAUGGCGGGCGGUAGUCACGAGAUCAAUUACUGCGUACUACACCACAUCUUGCUGCUGGUGGGGAAGAAGCCGCAAGUGUUCAGCCGUGACUAUCGUCAAUUUUACAACCGAUACAACGAGCCCACACAUGUUAAGUAUGUUAAGAUCGACAUCUUGGCUCUAGUCGCUGAUGGUGCUAACGUGGCUGACAUUGUCACGGAGCUGAGUGAGUAUGUGACGGACGUGGACCAGGAGCUGGCUCGACGUGCUAUCCAUGCGAUUGCAGACAUUGCGGUGAGUCCGAAUCUGUCUGUAAACACGGUGCUACAUCAGUAUCCGGGCGGAGGCAAUGUGCCAGAAGCGUAUGGCCAGCUAGCGGCUGAGCAACUUGUUGAGCAGAUGCAAGAUCACAUAAUGGAUACUAUGGUAGACUUCUUAGAGUUGGACCUCGACUAUGUACGCGAUGAGAGUCUAGUGGUCAUGAAGGACCUGUUGCGCAAGUACCCAGAAAAGCGUCACGACAUUUUGCCUGUGCUCGCUCGCAUUAUUGCGGCAGUAGCACAGCCUUCUGCAAAGGCUGCAGUUAUAUGGAUGCUAGGCGAGUUUGGUCAAGAUCUUCGACGUGCGCCGUAUGUUCUCGAGAAGCUCAUCGACACCUUCAAUGACGAGGCUGCCCCAUCUGUUUUGCUUGAACUGCUCGUUGCGACGAUGAAGCUGUUCUUCAAGCGUCCUCCAGAGAUGCAAAGCAUGCUUGGUCGAUUGCUUGAAUCUGCUAUAAAUGACUCCAACCACCAGGACGUGCGUGACCGUGCAUUGCUCUACUACCGGUUACUCGCGCAGCAACCCACGGAACAGGCGGCAGCUAUUGUGGCGCAGUUCCGUACGGAGGAGACGGUUAGCGUGUUUGCAGAGUCUGUUGAGUCAGACUUGAAGGACAAGCUGUUCCAAGAAUUCAACUCGCUUGCUGUUGUCUACAGCAAACCCAGCGAACUCUUUGUGUCGGCCUCGCACCUGGCUGGAACUGCUGCACCUCUUGAUGACGAUGAAGACGAGGAGAACGAGGAAGACGAAACGUACGACAACGAAGCUCCCAAGCAGCAACAGCAGCAGGUGCAACACCAGCAGCAACAGCGCAAUACGGUGCCACCUUCACAGCCUUCGUCCAUGCCCAACUUGGAUCUGUUAGACAUGGACUUCAGCCCAUCUCCAAGUGGUCCUCUGCCGCAAGCGGCAGGCUCCACUUUGGCUUUGGUUCCGACGCCAGUCAUGGAUGCGCCCAUGUUCCAGAGCCAAUGGAGCAGUCGGCCUGUGGUGGCUGAAGUCGUGGUUCAGUUGCCGAUCCUGCCGCCGCAGAACGAGCUGGAGCAGGCGUUUGCAUCGCACGGCAUCGUGACGAUCGCCUCGGGUGACGUUGGUCCACAGUACAAGUUUUUUUUCUACGCUCAAGACACGCAGGGUCGCUACUUUUUGUCCGAGACAUUCGUCGAGAAGGCCACCCGUACCUUGCGGGCUACGAUCAAGGGCAUCGAUGAUGGGUCAGGGUCUCAAUUCGCUGACGUUAUGCGUCGUGUCCUCUUCGGUUAA
This is a messenger RNA of Peronospora matthiolae, 2526 nucleotides long. Lineage: Eukaryota; Oomycota; Peronosporomycetes; Peronosporales; Peronosporaceae. The record is from the annotation of a GenBank genome assembly.